Molecule: messenger RNA, 3918 nt
Organism: Talaromyces stipitatus ATCC 10500
Lineage: Eukaryota; Fungi; Ascomycota; Eurotiomycetes; Eurotiales; Trichocomaceae
Product: nuclear cohesin complex subunit (Psc3), putative
Exons: 2
Coding region: 1-3693 (1230 amino acids)
Biological process (GO): sister chromatid cohesion
Cellular component (GO): cohesin complex; chromatin; nucleus
Molecular function (GO): chromatin binding
Source: RefSeq, a predicted model, not a curated record
AUGGAUUUAUCCGACGCAAGAUCUUCUGACGUCGAGCAAAAUGGCGGGUCUUCCAGUCGGCGCAAAUCCGGCCGUGCAAUCAGGAAACCGCAAUUAUAUUCACAAGAUGUUAGCUUAAAUAACAAUACCGCCGAGAAGAGGAAGCGAAUGGCAGCGAACGAGGACGAGGAGAACGAUGACGAAGAAGACGCGGAGGGGUUGGAGUCUGAGGACGACCCUGAAGACGAAGACCCAGAUGAGGAGGAAGAAAAAGAACGCAGAAAAGCAGCCCGCAGAGCCGCAAAUAAAAGAAGACAGAGUGCGAAAGGCAAUGCAAAACGGACACCAUCGCGUGCUACGAAGAAAGCAAAGACUAACAGCGCCGGAAAGUCACUUGCAAUCCGCUCAACAACUAACGGCAAGGCCAAAAAGGCAGCUCCAAAGAAGAGAAGUGCUCCGCCAAGGCCAAUUUUCCAUGCUACCUCGGAAGGAUUGUUCGGCGAUCUUUUCGAGCGAGAAAAAGAUGUAGAGGCCGUGGUAGAGGAAUGGGUGACCGAAUAUGAGAAAGACCCUGUGGAGGGCAUGCGUGUGCUGUUCAAUCUUUUCCUCCAGUCCACAGGAGCGGAUCUUUCUGUGGAUACGGCGGACGUAACAGAUGAGGACCACUGGCCCCAGCGUAUCCAGGACCUUCAAGAGGCUCACCUCGAUACUGAGCCCUCUGACUACCCUCUCAUAUCCAGGGACAGACGCUUUCGCAACUUCCGAUCUACCAUUGUUGACUUCUGCGACUCCUGGGUUGAAAACCUUCACCGCUCCUCGUUGCUAUACAACUCAUUCGCCCCGGGUUUGAAAGCCGAGACAUGGCUCAAUAUUAUGUCAAGCUCUGGGAACAGAGCUUUCAGACACACAGCGACUCUAUGCUCUAUAACGAUAGCUAGCGCCUUGUGUGACGUUGCCGAGGAAAUUGCAACUGCUGUUUCUACCUCUCGUAAACAACUGGAAAGCGAGAAGAGGAAGAAGCAGGCGAAUAAGGGUCGGAUUAACACCAUAGAGAAUACGAUUCAAGAGAAUGAAGAGAAAUUAGUUGUGAUUGAAGAACUUCUCAGAGAAGCAUUUGACACUAUGUGGGUUCAUCGGUAUCGCGACGUCGACUUCAAAAUUCGUAGCGAAUGUUACUCUGGAUUGGCCCGAUGGAUUCAGACUCAUAGGGAGAUGUUCUUUGAACCCCAGUACGUGCGAUACCUCGGCUGGGGUCUGUCGGACUCCGUGACACAGGUUCGUUUUGCUGUUGUCGCGCAGCUUCGCCUGAUUUACGAGAUCAAGUUUAGUAUCGCUACACUUAGAACGUUCACGGGUCGAUUCCUUCGUCGACUAGUUGAAAUGGCCCUGCGGGAUACUGACACCAACGUCCGAACCUCUACUGUCGAAUUACUCGGAUUGAUUAGAAAUCAAGGUUUAAUGGAGAACGCUGAGAUUGAUCAAGUCGGCCAGUUGGUGUUCGAUGCGGAGUCGCGUAUCCGUAAAGUGGCCGGUCGUUUCUUUGCCGCGAAUCUUGAGGAAAUAUAUGAAACACACACGGAAGAGAUGGCUGAAGACAUUAACGAGACUUUUGGGGACCAAGAGGACGAAGAUGAUUUUGAAGCACCUAAGAGAUCUUGGAUCAAGUACAAAUGCCUUGUUGAUAUUCUUCAAUCGUACGAUGGACAAAGAGACGAUCAGACAAUCGAACGCCAGCGGCUGGGCACUGUCGAGGCUCUUUCCGGUGCGCCAGUUGAGUCGCGUUUCUUCCUCGCGACUGAAGCGAUUUACCAGCACUUGAAAGAACUGUCCCAAUGGCAAUCGCUUGCCGGAUAUCUUCUCUAUGACCACUCUCAGAUUUCGGAAUCACCUCCACAGGACGAGGUUAGUAACGUCCGACAAUUCUUUGCAUUAGAAGAGGGCCAAGAUAUCAUUCUGCUUGAGGUGUUAGUUUGUGCGGUCAAACUUCGGAUAUUAGAAAUUGCUCGAUCCGAUAUCAAUAAGCGCGGACAAAAGAUCAAGUCGUUGACGGAUAAGAUUCCUGAGCUGCAAGAAGAGACCGCCCACCACCUUACACAGAUCAUUCCACGCUUGUUGAACAAGUUUGGUGCCGUGCCCGAAGCGGCUUCAGCAGUUCUGCGACUGGAACACCUUGUCGAUUUGGAUAAGAUUCAAAACCUACAGAAGGACACGACUUCCUAUACCUCUCUUCUCAAUGACAUAAAUAGACAGUUCCUGACUCACUCAGACCAAGAUGUCCUUGUCGAGGCUAGCGUUGCCUUCUUACAUGCUCGAAGCUCGGACGAAAUGAAAGAAGCGAUGGAAAGCAAAGUCCAGGAGCUUUGGGAUGAUAUGAUUGAAACACUCAGCACAAUUUCGCAGAAUCGAAAUGUUCAAGCCGGCUCAUCAGUUGCUAAGAACGUUCUGGUCGAGCUUUCUAAUACAGUUACAAGAAUAGCAAAUCUUGCCAGCAUCGUCGACUGCACAAGUGUUAUCGAAACAGUACCAGGUACCGUAGGCAAGAAACGCAAACAGAGCUCAGAAGCGCCUUUCAAUACGCUCAUUCAUCUAGUCAACCGUGGACUCCGUGAGGAAGAGUCGGAUGAGGAAUUACGAGGUCUCGAAACGGAGUUGAUUGUGAACAGUAUCAAAACAUUACUUUUCUACUUCAUGUGGAAGGUGCAAGCUUUAUCGACCGCAGUGAAAUCCCGCACUGCUAAAUACAGUACAUCGUAUUUUGAGACCUUAGCGAAAAGUCGGGAUGUUUUUGCUGCUACUCUGACUGCUGUCAUGCAAUCGAGAAAAAUCCUCGACGAUAUACGGUUCUCUGCGGUAACGACCUUCUUGGAUCUUCAGACGCUGUUCGGUACACUGCGUAACAUUGGAAUGCAUGUGAAAGGUGGACCAGAAAAGGUUGAUGAGGAUGUUCUUUUCCAGACGCAAGGACUUGCACAGGAAGUCACUCCAUCGACACAAGACCUCAUCUCUAAGUUCCACGACGUCGCUGAACGAUCUUUAGCUAAGAAAUUGAAGAAAGAGAUUCGUUCUUCUGUAGAGGAUGAUAAUGGCCUAUUGGAAUCAGCACAGGAUCUCAAGGAUUUGCCCUCAGAUGACGAGGAAGAGAACGACGAGCAGGACGAGGAUGCAGUCGAAGACGAGUCUGUCGCAACGGAACGGCUACGGUUAACAAUAUUGGCCGAGCAACGAUUGUGCGAGCUUACCGGCAAGAUCGUUUUGGCUAUUAUCGGCCGUGUCAUAGAUAACUCGGGUUCACAACGUGGCGAGCUCAAGAAGAAACUGCUUGUGAACAAAUCUUUGCUGGGCCACAACUACAAAGAGGUUGUCUCAUUCCUGGAGGAUCGUAAAGCACGGCCCGAUACCAGUGCUAAAUUAAGGAACAAACAAGACGCAGCCGCUCGCCUGGGGACAUUGAGACCUGAUGAACCUUUAGAGUUAGAGGAUGAUCCCAUUGAGGAUGAUGCAGAUGCUCAUCCAGCCGCUGUCGAGGAAGACGAGGACGAAGAUCUUCGUGCCAGAGGCCUUGUUGAAGAGCACAUUGACGACGAUAACGAGAAUACCGAAAAGGGGGGUGAAGAGGAUGACGGGUCUGAGAGAGAAGAAAAUGGCGUCGCAGAAGAUGAAGCAGGGGAGGAAGAAAACGGGGACGAAAAUGAAGAUGAAGUUAUGGGUGAUUGAUUUCUUCUCUUUUUUCUUUUUUCUUUUUUCUUUCUUCUUUAUGUAUUGCUUUGAUUUAAGUGGAUUGUGGGAGGAGUAGCAGGUUCUCUACUCUUCUUUUACUUUGUCGUUCAUAUUAGCUUUUAUAUUUGUCGGUUGUAGGAUUCAAGUGGUUUUCAUCUCUUUCUUUCUGUGUAUAACGACAGCUAAUUUCAAAAUGCCACUGCUUUUGAUUUGCUUUGAUCU